Amphibalanus amphitrite is the source of this 1809-nucleotide messenger RNA. Its product is annotated as glutamate receptor 2-like. The transcript is spliced from 2 exons. The coding region runs from base 79 to 1518 and encodes 479 amino acids. The record is from RefSeq and is a predicted model, not a curated record. Gene Ontology annotation, cellular component: membrane. Lineage: Eukaryota; Metazoa; Arthropoda; Thecostraca; Balanomorpha; Balanidae. Gene Ontology annotation, molecular function: glutamate-gated receptor activity.
UGUGUGGAAAGAUUUUUCAGGCUGCCCGUCAGUCUCUGUCUAACCGAAACCGUCACAUGCAGACGCUUCUCAUUACAGAUGGUUCGACUCGGUGAUCUUUUGUCAGUUGGAGAGAGCUGGUCGGGCAAUCCGCUGGGGCAGAACGAAGCAGGACACUUCCCUGAAGAGCUAGUCGUCACAGCCAUCGAUGAUCGACCCCACUUCAUCAUCAACCAGCUGGCGAACGGGUCGUACAGCUACGACGGCUACCUGUACCAGCUGUGGGAGAUCCUCGCGCAGCAGCUGGAGCUACGGUACCGCAUCCAGCCGCUGCUGAACGGCGGCGGGUACGGCUAUCUGGACCCCAACGGCACGUGGACCGGCCUGGUGGGCGAGCUGGCGGCCGGCCGCGCAGACGUGGCGCUCAGCUGGCUCACCUACAGGGUGGACCGCGCCGCGGUGGUCCACUUUGUGGACGCGGUACCCGUGGAGCGCGACCAGUACGCCUUCUACGUGGCCGGCGGAUCGGAGACCAGUCGCGGCCUCGACUCGGAUGCGGUGGCUGCACUGCUGAGACCGCUCGAUGCUGCCGUCUGGUGGACCCUGCUGACCUUCCUGCUGAUCGUCUCCGCGCUGCUGCACGUCGUCGUGCGCUACAGUCGCCCCGGGGCAGAGACGCGCCGCACGGUCUCUGAGAUGACGUGGGGCUCGUGUUUGUUCUUCAGCUUCAUGACGCUGGUCGGCCAGGGUUGGGAGCGAACCCCGCGCUCGCUGGCCGCCCGACUGGUGACCCUCUCCAGCUGGAUGCUCGGUUUUCUAAUGUACUGCAGCUACACGGCCACGCUGACCUCCCGUCUGACCGUCAGCGACGUCAGCCGACCCAUAAGCAGUCUGAGGGAGUUUUCCGAGCAGCCCGGCUGGACGUUCGCCAUGGAGCCAGGCCUCGGUAUUCUCAACGACUGGAGGAGCAGCGACGACGCCGUCGAACGCGAGCUCUACUGGCGCGCAGUCUCCGGAGAGGGAUUCGUAGCCAUCAACUUGACGACUGACACCAUCCACGUCACCACACAGAGCCAUGUGAUGACCUUCAUCGCUAUCAACCGGCUCAGCUUCGUACUGGGGAACGAGGCCUGCAAACUCGUGCCGUUGCUGGACUACGUGCCGCCGAAGACCAACACCUACCUGGCGAUCUCCAAGCGGCAUAAGAAGCUGAAGAAGGCGCUGAACAAGCUGUUACUGAAGAUGAACCAGGCCGGAACGGUGCAACGCCUGAGGAACAAAUGGGUUUGGCACGGGGACGACUUCUGCGACUCUGUCGUCGUCAUCAGACGUCUGAGCCACAAUGAUCUGGCCGCGGUUUUGAUCAUAGUUCCCUUGGCGUCGGCCGUUAGCCUGUGUAUUCUCGCUGUUGAGCAUUUGAUCAGUAAGUUUAAGGUCGCGGAGAAGCUGAAGAUUCGAUGUUGGGGACAGCGUUUGCUAAACUGUUUGCGGCAAAAAGUUUAUGACAGCGAUCUCACAAGUUUCAAAUGGGGUGGGUAGGUACUAGUUAUGUAGUAAGACAUUGCAGUUUUAAUAUUUCCAGGUACGAAAAUUAAGAGAGCUGUUCUGUUUUGGCACACGACUGUUCCAAAGAUAGGCUUGGCAUGAACAGUGUAACCAGUUUUCAUCGUUUGUUUCCCCGAAGCACUGCGUUUAUCAAAGGUCAGGAUGGCUGGAUCCAUGAAUGUAAAUACCAUCCAUAUGUUGUUUAAUCGAAAUGUAUCGAAAAUGUAACUCUAGCUAUUCUGAUAUCAAUAAAAGUCUGGGUCUGAGCCAUGCGCAAUGCGCAUA